Molecule: messenger RNA, 2539 nt
Organism: Lemur catta (Ring-tailed lemur)
Lineage: Eukaryota; Metazoa; Chordata; Mammalia; Primates; Lemuridae
Gene: LAIR1
Product: leukocyte associated immunoglobulin like receptor 1
Exons: 10
Coding region: 168-1358 (396 amino acids)
Source: RefSeq, a predicted model, not a curated record
UCUCAUUAGUGGAAAGAACAGGAGAGAGAGCUCUUCCCCUUUGUGUGAGGCGGUUGAUGUAGAAACCUCACGACGAGAGGUCCUGGACGACGAAUCCUGUCCCCGUGUGUGCCGCAGAGUCUGUCUUUCCUCCCUGGGGCUCCAGGCCACACUGCUGGGUCUGGGCCAUGUCUUCCUACCCGACUACCCUCCUGGGCCUAGUGCUCUGCCUGGGCUGCAUGAUCCACACACAGGAGGGGACCUUGCCCAGACCCUCCAUCUCGGCUGUGCCAGACUCUGUAAUUCCCCGGGGACAGCCAGUGACUGUGGUGUGCCGAGGCCCUCCUGGGGCUAAGAUACUCCGCCUGGAGAGGGAGAAUAAAACCCCUCCAUUCAAGGAUAUUACUAUUGUGUCUCAACCUGGUGCAUCUGCGACAGAGGCCAGAUUCCACAUUGAGGCAUUUAGUGAAGUCAAUGCUGGGCGUUAUCAAUGCAUCUAUAGUAAGGAGUCCGGCAGGUGGUCUGAUCGGAGUGAAUUCCUGGAGCUGGUGGUGACAGGUAAGAAUGUCACCAGCCCCAGCCCUCAGCAACCCAAUGGAGUAGUCCUGGGGGUACAGGAUCCAGCCUGCAUAUCAGACCCACCAGCAGGUGUAUCCAGGGAGUGCCAGUGGGCAGAAGACUCCCAGACUGAGUACCCCAAGGUCUACUGCAGGUCCUCAAAGGGAACAGAGGUACACAGAGGCCUUUGGAUGACAGUGACAAUGGUGGUGAGUGAUGGGGACAUAAGAGCCAGAGCUUGGUAUGUGUCUCUCGGGGAAGGGGGAGAAGAUCGGGCUUUGGGCUUGGUCCAGCUCCAGCCCUACCGAUGGCUAGCUGUGUCCAUGUGCCCAGAGGACUUCGGCUCUCAGACCCCUGCGGUGCUCAAUACAGUAGGCAUGUGUGGAUCUAGAAACCCAUUUCCGUAUUCCCUAGACACACCUGGUCUUGGAGGCCUGAGGACAGAGCAGCUUUAUGUUCUCAUCGGGGUCUCUGCGGUUUUCCUCCUUUGUCUUCUCCUCCUGGCCCUCUUCCUCCUUCGCCAGCGUCAGAAGAAACAGGCGUCCCCCAGCAGGAAGGACGAGGAGCAGAGGCCGCAGCAGAGGCUCAGCCAGGCUGUUGAUGUCCUGGAGAGGAAAGCAGAUGUGGCCACUGUCAAUAGACUUCCAGAGAAGGAGAGAGAGAUGGACACCCCAGCCCCUUCUGCAGGGGACCCCGCAGAGGUGACGUAUGCUCAGCUGGACCACUGGGCCCUCACACGGAGGACAGCCCACGCUGCAUCCCCACAGUUCACAGAGCCUGUGGCUGAGUCCAGCACGUAUGCAGCCAUCACCAGAAACUAACCGCAGGCCCACCUGGCCCCUGCACCUGAGGACACAGGAAGUCUAAGGCAGCCAUUUGGAGGGCUUUGCCUUGUCUUCAUCCUGACCUGGAGAGCCAGCCAGUCAGCUCUCCUGGGGACAAGAGCUGGAGCCUGGAGAUCUCUAAUCAACAUCCAGAACAUUCAUUUACCAAGUGGUCCCUUCCACAAUUGACCAGAUACUUGGAGAGACUGUGUUGUGGUUGCUUCAAACCUCAACUACCGUCACCUGGCUGUUUCCAAAGACCCAACUACCGUCACCUGGCUGUUUCCAAAGACCCAACUACAGUCACCUGGCUGUUUCCAGAGCCCCAGCUGCAGUCACUUGGCUGCUAGCUACAGGCACCCAGCUGAUUUCAUGAACAGUGCUGCAGGCUCCCAGCUGCUCCCAGGUGUCUCCUAGGAAUUCCCAACUUCCCCAGAGACUCCAUUUUAAUCAGCUACUCAGCUGACCCUAAAGACCUUCCUAGACUUUAAUUGCUAACCUUGAGACUGGGCUAUACUUAUGCAGCUGAGAGCUGAGCUCAGUUAACUGGGUCAUACUUUACUUUGUGCAUCAAUGAAUAGUUUGAGAGACCCAACAGCUGGCAGCCCUGUGCCAGGUCCUGGGUGCACAGGUCACUUGGGCCGUGUCUCUGCCUUCACAGUUGUUCAAAGCUGAGUGGGUGAAACAAGAGCUACAGAAGAGAUGUCAGUAUUUUCUUUUUACUUUUUUACAUUUAAUUGACCAAGAUUGUAUAUAUCCAAGGUGUACGAUGAGAUAAUUUGCUAUCCACAUACAUUGCAAUUCUUGCCACAGUUAAAGUCAUUAGCACGUCCGUCAUCACCCACGUCGGACUUGAGAUCUCCUGAACUUGUUCAUCUUGGGACUUAGAGCUGGUGUCAGUGUUUCCUGAUGGAGCGUGUGUAUCUGGGAUGAAUGAGGCCGGGGCUGAGGGAAGGUGUGGCUGGAAGAAGGCAGAGAGUUGAACCCACCUACCCACAGCUACACACGUGCACACACAGGACACACACACACACACACACACACACACACACACACAGCCACACGUCCCAAGAGAGCCCUUAAUCCAAUGUUGAAGGGGACAUAUCUGUGUCUCCACCCACUUGAACCCUCAGACCUGUUCUCCCCAUUCAGAUUAAAACAGAAAAUUACCCUAUGGA